This is a messenger RNA of Ochlerotatus camptorhynchus, 1101 nucleotides long. RefSeq names its product saliva (gene slv). Lineage: Eukaryota; Metazoa; Arthropoda; Insecta; Diptera; Culicidae. Gene Ontology annotation, molecular function: sugar transmembrane transporter activity. Gene Ontology annotation, biological process: carbohydrate transport. Gene Ontology annotation, cellular component: membrane. The record is from RefSeq and is a predicted model, not a curated record. The transcript is spliced from 5 exons. Bases 204 to 902 code for a protein of 232 amino acids.
UGUGAUUGUAAACACAACUCGUAUACUUGGUUCACGUCGCAGUCGGCUUGGAUAACAUAUCAAAUGUGAUUAUAAAAAAGUGCCAACGUACAAGGCCUACUUUGAUGGCAAUUUUCGUUGACUGAUUAUUUGUCGGACAUUAAAAAUAAUUUGCUAGUAUUUUACUGGAUGUUCCGCCCUGAAAGCAUUCAGUGACGACAGAAAUGACAUUGUUUGAAGACCUCUCGUUCAAAGAUAUCUUGGCAUCCUCGGCCACUAUAUCGACAGUAUUACAGUUUUUAACGGGAUCCGUGAUAUGCCACCGAUAUAUUAGAAAAAAGUCUACUGGAGAGACAUCUGCAGUUCCUUUCGUUUCUGGAUUUCUGUCGUGCUCUCUGUGGCUGAAAUACGGAUUACUAUCGCAAGAGCAUACGAUAAUAUUCGUCAACACGAUUGGAUCAGCAUUGUUUUUCUCUUAUAUUAUUAUUUACUUCACAUUUUCGGUGAACAAACGAACAGUGGUACGGCAAUUUUUGGCAGUUUCAUGCUUCAUAUUGGCAUGUACUGUAUACACUAAAUACGAAUUAGAUACUGAAAAAGCUCUGCGGGUCAUAGGACUGAUCUGUUGUUGUGUUGGUGUAUUGUUUUUCGCAUCACCACUGUCAGUAUUGAAACAAGUGAUACGAACUAAGAACACUGAAAGUCUCCCUUUUCCCAUUAUCAUUGCGUCGUUUUUCGUAUCCCUGCAAUGGUUUCUCUAUGGACUGCUGAUAGAAGAUAAUUUCAUCCAGGUUCCAAAUCUUUUGGGAUGCAUCUUAUCUUCCAUUCAACUGCUGUUGUAUGUGAUAUAUCCUAAUAGAAAACCGAACUCUGAUGGGGGACCAUCAUACCAACCAUUACGUUCAGAUGCCAACAUCCUUUGAAAAUAUUUGGUUAAACCAAGCAGGUCAUAUACGAUUGACCAGAUUGCUAUCAACUUUUGGGAUAAGUAUUUCCAAAGGUAUUCGUGUUUCAUCCUUUAGAUGUAAGUUUUGAAGUAUUGAAAUGAAAAUAAACUUAUGACUGCUAGCUUCCAUGAGGCUUUUUUCAUCCGUUGCAGUAAGCUAUUCAAAGUUACCAUUC